AUGGUCAAGACGGAUAUUGAUCACAACCCCCUAGAUCCUAAUUACGAAAAGCGCCGUAGCUCUAUCGGAAACAUGGAGCACCAACAGCAAGACCAAUCCAAUAUCAGGAGUGAGGAUCUCAUGCUGGACAGUGAUGUCGCCCCAACUUCAGUUUCCCCACAGCCUGCGCAUCAGCAUGCCCCAGAAUAUCCACGUCGGUCUUCUUCGCAGGACGUAGAUCACAAUUCAUUCCUCUCUGAUAUAAGUACCGACCGUGGGCUGCAAGAGCACCCCGAACAACUCGACCAGUAA
Penicillium roqueforti is the source of this 291-nucleotide messenger RNA. RefSeq lists its product as uncharacterized. The coding region runs from base 1 to 291 and encodes 96 amino acids. The record is from RefSeq and is a predicted model, not a curated record. The transcript is spliced from 3 exons. NCBI's taxonomy places the organism in Eukaryota, Fungi, Ascomycota, Eurotiomycetes, Eurotiales, Aspergillaceae.